AAGUGUGCACCACUCUUUAUUGUCCCAGUGAAACACGUGUUUGGCCAACAUAUUUCCACCGGCUGAGAUCACUUCGAUGACGUCACACAGGAGGAAGAACGAAACAAGAUGGCGUCUGGCGGAGAAUACGUUGUUUUAGUUGUUAUGGUUUCUAAGUCUUAAUUACAACGUACAUGUGCACAUGUGUGUCGUUUAACAGAGUAAACGUCGUUAUUAAUUGUUUGUAUGUAAGCUAGCCGAGCCUGCUGGUUAGCUUAGCUUGUUAGCUGCUAACAAACAGAGGCGGAAGUGAUCGACACAUCAAAGCAGAGAUCCAAUACGUCUGUGAAGAACAACUUCUGCCUGAAAAACAGGAGUGUAGCUUCAGGAUGGUGAAGGAGGAUCCAUCAAAGAGGAAGAUGAGGCGCCACGGACCCUCUAGCAUUUCCUUUUCCUCUUUGACACAGACCCUUCCCUGUAAAAAGGAAGAGGAAGAGGAGGAACACAGCAUCAGUCAGGAGGGAGAUCAUUUUAAAGGACUGGUGGAGUUCCCAGUGACUGGUGUCCCUGUGAAGAGUGAAGAUGAUGAGGUCAAAGGUGAAGGUGAGAAGAGGGGAGGGGCGGAGCCUCCAAGCAGCAGCUCAACACAACACAUGACAACAGAAGCUGAUGGAGACCACUGUGGAGGAUCACAAGCAGACAAGCUCUUAGCUCCACUAUCAGAUAGUGAGGACACAACGUCACACUCUCUUGACACUGAUGAUGAAGACUCUAAAGAUGAUAAGACAUGUCACACUGACAACACUCACUUGACAUGUUCUCUCUGUGACAAAACCUUUAAAUACCAUUGUCGUCUGAAAAUACACAUGAGAACACACACUGGAAAGAAACCUUUUUCUUGUUCAAUCUGUGGCUUAUCUUUUACAAGGAAGGAACAUAUGAAAGAGCACACAAGAACACAUAUAGUAGAAAAAACGUAUGUGUGUCAUGUGUGUGAUUCAAGGUAUAUACGAAGUAAAGGUUUGAAAGAACACCUGAAAAGACACACUGGGGAAAACCUUCUUAAGUGUUCUGUGUGUAAUUCAAGUUUUGUCCAAGGUGAUCAUUUGAAAAGACACAUGAGAACACACACAGGAGAAAAACCUUUUAGCUGUUCACUCUGUAGUAAAAGUUUUGCACAAAGUCAAAAUUUGAAAGUACACAUGAGAACACACAGUGGUGAAAAACCUUUUUCCUGUUCAACCUGUGGCUCAUCUUUUACAAGGAAUGAAUAUUUGAAAGUGCACAUGAGAACACACACUGGUGAAAAACCUUUUUUCUGUUCAGACUGUGGUAAAGGUUUUACAAAAAAAAACGUGUUAAACGUACACCUGCUAAUACAUACUGGAGAAAAACCUUUUACCUGUUCAAUAUGUGGUAAAAGUUUUACACACUGUCAGAGUUUGAAAAAACACACACUUUUACACACUGGUGAAAAACCUUUUACCUGUUCAAUCUGUAGUAAAGGUUUUGUACAAAGUAACACUUUGAAAGUACACAUGAAAACACACACUGGUGAAAAACCUUUUUCCUGUUUCGUAUGUGGUAAGGGUUUUGCACAAAGUCAAAAUUUAAAAAAGCACACUAGAACACACACUGGUGAAAAAUCACAUUCAUGUUCGAUCUGCAACAUGAGCUUUUGUGAACGAUCAACCCUUAGAACACACAUGAGAAGACACCCAGGAGAGAAAGUGUUGAGUUGCAGUGUGUGUGGUGAAAGAUUCUCUUAUAAGUACCAGUGUAAGAAACACAAGUGUGCUGGUUAGAACAGCAGCAGCAAAUGAAACUGCAGAAUAUGAAAUAAACUGUCAAGACUUUAAUUUUGACUUUCUAACAACAUCAGCACAUAUAACAUGUGUGACAUUGUUGUUUGUUUAACAAUCUUUUUAACAGGUUUCUACAUUUAUAGAUUAGAUAUUUUAUAUUAGUGCUUUUUUCAGUCAAGUAUAUACAUUAAUAUGCAACUUUGUGUACUUUUUUUUAAAAAAUUGAACAGAAUUACCAUGAAUUGAUCAACGUGGACCCCGACUUAAACAAGUUGAAAAACGUAUUCGGGUGUUACCAUUUAGUGGUCAAUUGUACGGAAUAUGUACUGUACUGUGCAAUCUACUAAUGAAAGUAUCAAUCAAAAAAAAAAAAACUUUGGCUGAAAUGGUGAGAGUAAACAGUACAAGACAUAUUUUACAUAAAAUAAAUAUUUUAUGUGUAUAUUUAUAUGCUCAUCAGACAAUUUUAGACUUAUUCGUAAUACUGUUUUUAUAGGUGUUUGAAAUAUUGAAGUGUGACAAAUUUGUAUUUAUAAUUGUUAAUAAUCUUAUAGAUUAGCCUCUUUAUAUGAUAUACAUAUUUACUGGUUCACAUCUGAAACAUCUUCUGGACCACUUCAGGAAGCAUAUUAUUAUUUACUUUAUACAUCAUUUGUACAGUUGUCUUUUAUACAAUUUUGAAAUGUGUGACUUUAUGAAUCAUUUGUUGGGUCUCUAUACCAGUGUAUCAAUUGUCUUUAUUACACUUGUAAUAUGAUUGUUUUGUGAUUGUUUUAUAUGUAUGUCCCCAGACCUUUAUGCAAUAUAAAAGUGAGAGAAAAAGGCUGAAUUGUUUGUGGAAGGAUGGUUUUGUUUUUACAAACAUACAUUCCUGGAUUUAAAAAAAAAAAUCCCCAUUGUUGUGUUUUAAA
Nerophis ophidion (straightnose pipefish) is the source of this 2695-nucleotide messenger RNA. Its product is annotated as gastrula zinc finger protein XlCGF57.1-like. Gene Ontology annotation, molecular function: RNA polymerase II cis-regulatory region sequence-specific DNA binding; DNA-binding transcription factor activity. Gene Ontology annotation, biological process: regulation of transcription by RNA polymerase II. The transcript has 2 exons. Bases 369 to 1784 code for a protein of 471 amino acids. The record is from RefSeq and is a predicted model, not a curated record. NCBI's taxonomy places the organism in Eukaryota, Metazoa, Chordata, Actinopteri, Syngnathiformes, Syngnathidae.